AUGCCGGAAGAAAGACGUGAAAAUGAUUCAAGUGAACUAACAAAAGGACACGAAAAUGAUUCAAAUCAUUCACAUGAACCAGCAGAUGCAACUCAUUAUAAAGUUUUAGAACGAAGGAUUGUUAGAAAAUCUAUAUUGACCACAAUAUAUUUAUUGGGCAUCGUUGAUCGUAUCAACAUAGGAAAUGCUCGUAUUGCAGGAUAUGAUUAUAAAUAUUUGAAUUCCACUCCUUCAGAAUAUAAUCUUGCAGUAGCGAUGUAUUUUGUCUCUUAUAUGAUAUUCGAAAUCCCCUCAAAUUUUGUGACUAAAGUUUUGGGGUUUCAAGUUUGGAUGCCUAUAAUAAUGGUAUGUUGGGCGGUUGCUUCUAUGAGUCAAGCUGCAUGUAAAAGCGCGCUUCAAUUAGGGAUAACUAGAUUUUUAUUAGGAUUGGCCGAAGCUGGAUUUCCUCCAUCUGUAGUAGAAUAUGUCGGCUUUUUUUAUGCUAGAAAAGAAUUAACCUUAAGAUAUUCUGUUUUUAUGGCAUUAAUUACUGUCUCUGGUGCACUUAGCGGAAUAAUU
Molecule: messenger RNA, 558 nt
Organism: Racocetra persica
Lineage: Eukaryota; Fungi; Glomeromycota; Glomeromycetes; Diversisporales; Gigasporaceae
Source: the annotation of a GenBank genome assembly